This is a messenger RNA of Lycium ferocissimum, 1934 nucleotides long. RefSeq names its product cyclic dof factor 2-like. Gene Ontology annotation, biological process: regulation of DNA-templated transcription. The record is from RefSeq and is a predicted model, not a curated record. Gene Ontology annotation, molecular function: DNA binding; DNA-binding transcription factor activity. Bases 170 to 1543 code for a protein of 457 amino acids. Lineage: Eukaryota; Viridiplantae; Streptophyta; Magnoliopsida; Solanales; Solanaceae. The transcript is spliced from 2 exons.
GUGUCGGAGGUUGUAUGUGUAGUGUGUCAGAUCUAUGGGGAGUAACAUAACAUGAGAUGAGACCCAAUCCCCAAACUCGCCGGACUUGUUUGUUGGAUUGUCUUCUCUUUCUUCUAACUUGCUAUCUUAGGAACUUGAAAAAGUGCAUACAUAAAACUCUACACCAAAUAUGUCUGAACUCAAAGACAAAGACCCUCCUAUAAAACUCUUCGGUAGAACCAUUCAGUUGCCGGAUUCUCCUCAACACGAUGAGGAUACCAAAGAAGAAGAAGCUCACAAGGAUGACUUUGGAGGAAACCUGGAUGAUGAUGAGGAUGAGAUGGAAACUUCGACUGGCAAGGAGUUACCGGAUCAGAAUUCAGAUCCAAUUAAAACUGAUGAUAGUAUAAAGGAGCCACCUGUUGAUAAUGACUGUUCAACGAGACCCUCAAAAAGUGAAGAAGAGCAGGUAGAAGCAAGUAAUUCGCAAGAAAAAAUCCUCAAAAAGCCAGACAAGAUACUUCCGUGUCCCAGGUGUAACAGCAUGGAAACCAAAUUUUGUUAUUUCAACAAUUACAAUGUGAACCAGCCUAGACACUUCUGCAAGAAUUGCCAGAGAUAUUGGACAGCUGGUGGGACCAUGAGGAACGUGCCAGUAGGUGCUGGUCGUCGGAAAAACAAGAACUCAAUUCCACAUUACCGUCAAAUAUCUGUCUCUGAAACACUUCCGAAUGCACAAGCAGAUUAUCCCAAUGGAAUCCAGCAUCCUAUUCUUGCAUUUGGCUCCACUACACCACUCUGUGAAUCAAUGGCUUCAGCUUUGAACAUUGUUGACAAAACAGUGCAUAACUGUUCACAAAACGGGUUCCAUAAACCAGAAGAGCCUGGGGUUCAAGUUAGUUACGGAGCGGGAGACAGUGGAGAUGACCAUUCUAGAAGAUCGUCCGUCACUACUACAAAUUCAGAGGUUGAAGUUAACAAAAUUGUACCUGACCUGCUAAGGACGAACUGCCAUAACUUUCCACCUUACUUGACUUGCUAUCCUGGGACUCCUUGGCCAUAUCCAUGCAGUUCUGUCCCCUGGAGUCCUCCUGGUUAUUGCCCUCCAGGCUUUCCUAUGCCGUUUUACCCAGCAGCUUCUUAUUGGGGUUAUACUGUAGCAGGUUCUUGGAAUGUCCCUUGGGUGUCCCCAGUUAGUGCUUCCUUAACCCAAACACCUCCGACUUCUGGUCCUGAUUCUCCGACUCUGGGGAAACACUCGAGGGAUGAAAACGUACUAAAACCCGUGAGCAGCAAGGAAGAGCCUUCAAAAGAGAGUAAUCCUGAGAAGUGCCUCUGGGUUCCAAAAACUCUGCGAAUUGAUGAUCCAGAAGAGGCUGCAAAGAGUUCUAUAUGGGCGACAUUGGGAAUAAAACAUGAUAGUGUUGAUUCCAUUGGUGGAAGUCCUUUCAGUGCUUUUCAGCCGAAGAAUAAUGACAACAAUAGUGUUUCAGAAAACUCUACUGUAUUACAAGCAAACCCAGCAGCAAUGUCUCGGUCAGUAAAUUUCAAUGAGAGCUUAUAAGAAGUUGUGGAAUCAUUAACAUCAGACAAUGAUGGCUAGGCCAGGCAGGAAUUCUUCAGCUCGGUAACUCUUAACUACUGUUACCUGUCGGCAUAUUUUGGUUAGAGCAAGUUCUUCACAGUAGUGUUGGUGAAAAUGCAGGAUAGAUUCCUUCAAUUUCUUUCGGAUCGGAGUAGAUGAAUAUCUAGCAGUUAAUUCUCCUUUUUGUGUGGAAAAGAAAGGUGUUUUUUGGUUGAUAGCGUUUUCUUUUUUCUCUCUCUCUGUUUUGCGUCUUAGUUGAUGUACAUACUUGUAUUUGAGAAAUGAGAGAUAAACUAGGCUGUUUGUGUACCAAAUUUGCCGUGUGAUGAAUAAGUUGGCAGUAAAUUUAAAAAGUUUAUUAUUUGCUUAA